AUGGAGUCUCAGCCAGCAUCGUCCCGCCCGUCGCUCUCAGAGGCGUCGCGCACGGCCGUCGGGCCAGUCCCGCAGUUCGACUUCCAUCUGCGGAUCCUCACAACCUCAUACAUCAGCUUCUUCUCCGAGAGAAAGCGUAUUGAAGAGAACUAUUGCCAGCAGUUGCAGAAACUGCACCACGAUAUCAAAGCCAUUGACACAUACCUCGACGAUCGAGGAGAGUUGACGACGACGAGAGCAGCCUGGGGCGAGAUUCGCGAUAAUGUCGAACGAGAGACUCAAGCUCGCUCAGCCUUCCUAAACACCCUCGACAAAGAUGUGCUCGGACCCCUCACCGCCCUCAGGGAGACCCAGGAACGAACUCGCAAGCGCAUCAAGGAGGAUCUGAAGGAGUCUAACAACGCGUAUGCUGAAUAUGCGGACAGCACCCUCCCCAAGCUCAAGUCUCGAUACCUCAAGAAGUUCGCAGAGGCGGAGGCGAUCGCCCCCACGCCACAGCAAGCGCAGUCAGGGUCGCCUCCCGGAUCGAAGCCCAAUCCCGGCGUCGGCGUCAGGGUGACAUCGCCACAACCGCUGCGUCCGCUCGAGCGGCGCACCUCCCUCGGCCAAGGUAGCCGGAAUCGCUCUCCCUCCUCCGGCACCGCCUUCUCCGAUCUUGCGCAUCAGGGCAAGCGGCAGCUUAACACCCUGAUGGGCCUGCUCGACAAGAGCGGCUCUGUCCAUGAACGAGGGGGACGCGAAACUCACGCGCUGCGCAUGGUCCGCCUCAAGCGCGAAGCCGAUGAAGCUGACCACGAGUAUCGUAAGGGCGUGCACUGGCUGGAAACUCUCCGUAUCCGGAAGAUCAAGACGCUCGAGAGCGCCUACAGAAGUCUGGAGAUGUUUAUCGCCGACACAUCGUCGACAGUCAAGGUAGUCCUAGCCCGGUACACGGACAACUUGAUCGCAACUACUACGACGGAAACUCAGAUCACCACACAUGCGAAGCCGAUGGUCGACAAGAUCUCACCGGAGAGGGACGUUCAGCGGAUGACUAGCUUCAUUCCGCGUGCCAUCGCGUCUGCCACUCCGGAGCAAGUCCAUUAUGAGCAUGGCUUGCAGGGCGUUUGCAGCGACCUCAUCUUUGGAAUAAGUCUAACCGACUAUGCAACGGGCAAAAACAUCCGCGAUGGGGAGAUACCCCGAAUCGUCAGGCUAUGCAUUGAAGAGAUAGACAAGAGAGGGCUCGAUGCCGAAGGUAUCUAUCGGGUGUCAGGUCGUCACUCGAACGUUGUCAUGCUGCAACACGAGGUCGAGAAGAAUGAGCAGGCCUUCCGAUUUGACCCACAGCGGGACGAUGUUUAUGUGAUCGCCUCUUUGCUCAAGUUGUACUUGCGCGAGCUUCCCGAACCCUUGUUCAAGUUCCAGUUGCAAGACCGCAUACAACACACGGAAGACCUCAAUGAUCACCGAGCGAACAACUUCAUGCUGCUGAAGGCAAAGAUCCGGCGACUUCCCCCUGUGCAUCAAGCGACUUUGAGAGCGCUCGUCGAGCACCUACACAGAGUUGCAAAUCACAGUGACAAGAACAAGAUGGACCCGAAGAAUCUGGCGAUUGUCUUCGGUGGUGUUGUGUUUGGCGAGGAAGAGAUACCCAAAGGCGGUGAACGCGAUCUGUUGACUCUUGGCACGAUGAAGGAUACCCUGAUGGAGGACAUGAUUGUCCAUGCGCCCCUGAUCUUCGACGGCCAUGAAGGCAGUAUCAGCGUCACGACUGGUAGUGCGGGCACCAGCGUAGCAGGCAGUAACUCUGGGAGCCAGCCACACUCCCCACAGCUGCCGCCAACACCGGCCACGGAUCCCGCACCAGUAUACUACGGCUCGAAGAGCACGAAGGUCGCUACCGUACCGCCGCAGUCCCCUCACCACGGGCAUGAGGUCGACUUCACGCCCAAACUCCCUGCACGUCCCGCGAACAGCAUCCAUCCAUCCUCGCGCGGCCAGAACUCCCCAACGAAGGACCACUUUGACCAGCUGCCGCCCCCGCCGGUCCCGCCACGGAGGCCCUCUGGGAAUCAGUCGGUCUCCUCGUUGCCUCCAGGCGCCAGGGCUCCUUCGCCUCUGCCGAAGUCCGGCUCUCCGACCUCGCAGGCGCAGCCUCCAGCGCAGCCCCACGGUCUAUACGCACUGCCGCCUGGCGCAGCGCCACCGCACCCUGGCGGAGAUACGCCACCUUCCCCAGCUUCGACGUCUGCCCUGACGGACACCUCUGCGUCGGUGUACGAUGAGGCACGCGCUCAUGAUCCACGACAAUGA
Schizophyllum commune H4-8 is the source of this 2295-nucleotide messenger RNA. RefSeq names its product RhoGAP-domain-containing protein. NCBI's taxonomy places the organism in Eukaryota, Fungi, Basidiomycota, Agaricomycetes, Agaricales, Schizophyllaceae. The transcript is spliced from 14 exons. Gene Ontology annotation, biological process: regulation of GTPase activity; signal transduction. The record is from RefSeq and is a predicted model, not a curated record. Gene Ontology annotation, cellular component: cytoplasm. The coding region runs from base 1 to 2295 and encodes 764 amino acids.